Messenger RNA from Esox lucius (northern pike), 1148 nucleotides. RefSeq names its product dual oxidase 2 (gene duoxa). The coding region runs from base 114 to 1148 and encodes 344 amino acids. The record is from RefSeq and is a predicted model, not a curated record. Gene Ontology annotation, biological process: protein transport. The transcript has 7 exons. NCBI's taxonomy places the organism in Eukaryota, Metazoa, Chordata, Actinopteri, Esociformes, Esocidae. Gene Ontology annotation, cellular component: endoplasmic reticulum membrane.
CUUAUCGCUGUAUCUUUAGUCAGUAACUGAGACCCGCUGCUCUCCACUCUAACACUGUCUCUUCUGUCACUCUCUCAGGUCUUAGCUUCAGUUCCCGGAGAUCCCCAGUUAAGAUGACUUUCUACGAUGACAUUUAUCCAUUCUACCCCCUACAAAGAACCUCUUUCAUCUUUAACACCCAACUCCUCACCAUUAUUCUCGUCUUCCUGGUCCUCGCGGUAACUUUUCUUCUAAUUCUGCCAGGAAUCAGAGGCAAGUCGAGAUUUCUCUGGAUGUUCAGGAUUAUCAUCAGUUUAUUUAUAGGCGUUGUGAUAGUGGCCCUGAAUUUCACCAGUGACUGGGCUGUGGCCCAGGGCUCAACCAACACCUCCUACAAGUCCUUCAGCAGCGAGGAGGUGGAUGCAGAGGUGGGCCUACAUAUCGGGUUGUAUGGCAUCAACAUCACUUUAAGAGGGAAUCCUGUGAACCAACUCAACGAGACCAUCAACUACAACGAGAUGUUCAAGUGGCACGACACCGAUGAGGAGUACGAGAAGGCCCUUGAGAGAGGCCUGCCCAACCCGAUCCUCUACAUCGCUGAGAAGUUCACCCUCAGUAGUCCAUGUGGUCUCAUCUACCAGUACAGAUACUCUGGCCAAUACGCCUCAUCCACCCUUUGGACGGCGUUCUGCUGCUGGUUGUUGGCCAACGUGUUGUUCUCCAUGCCGGUCAUCCUGUACGCUGGCUGCAUGAUGGUGGUCACCGCCGCCUUCAUCUUCUUUUCCAUGGCCUCCUUCUCCACCAUCAUGAAUCUGCCGUCAUGCAUGUUCACCCUUGGCACCAUGGGAGCCUUCCAGACGGAGUACAGCGGCUCCUUCUGGUUGGCGCUGGCCACGGGUGUACUGUGUUUGCUGAUAGGAGUGAUGGUGGUGAUCCUGGACUGUGUGAUCCCAGAAAGGAUGCGAGAGGCCUUCAGUGUCGGGGUGGACACAGAGGAAGACGACAUUUAUAUGGGAGAGGGAUACCUGAACUCCAACUUCCUCAGUGGGGUCACCACCGUCACGCAUGAUUUGGGGAAAGGCAUCAAACAAACAUCCCUCAAGGAGCUGUCGGUCCACGUAUAUGAGGAUCCUGAUUCAAAUGUCUCCACCGGCAGUACGUUAGGUUAA